Messenger RNA from Vombatus ursinus (common wombat), 988 nucleotides. RefSeq names its product C-X9-C motif containing 2 (gene CMC2). Gene Ontology annotation, cellular component: mitochondrion. The record is from RefSeq and is a predicted model, not a curated record. The coding region runs from base 171 to 410 and encodes 79 amino acids. NCBI's taxonomy places the organism in Eukaryota, Metazoa, Chordata, Mammalia, Diprotodontia, Vombatidae. The transcript is spliced from 4 exons.
CUGGACUUCCUCGGUGGAAUGGUUUCGGGCUCCCGUCAGUAUUCGAUUUAAAUUUGCCAGGGAUCUUAGACGUUCUCCACCCCCUCCGCCUGCGUUCCUGACUCACUGAUGGGGAGACUGAGGCCCAGAGAAGGUGGAAAAUUUCUGUGUUGGUCCACUAUCCACCAGAGAUGCAUCCAGACUUAUCUCCACACCUGCACACUGAGGAAUGUAACAUUUUAAUUAAUCUAUUAAAAGAAUGCCACAAAAAGCACAGUGUCCUGAAAUUUUUUGGUCACUGUAAUGAUCUUGAUCGUGAGAUGCGGAAAUGCCUGAAAAAGGAGUAUGGAGAAAGGAGGGCCAAGAACAGGGAAAUUGGAGAAGCUAAGCGACGGAAAUUUUCUAAUAUUUCAGAAGAGUCAGAGAACUGAGUUCUGCUUUUACUGGAUAUAUCUUGGCUGAUGAAUGAACAUCUGGACAUUUAGCUAGUAGCUGGAAGAAUGUCACCAUGUUUGAACUCAAUAGUUCUUAAACGAUGAACCCUUUUAUGAGCUGCAGAGAAUUUGGAAACUGAUAGUAUAAGACUCUUGUACUUGCAAGACUACAAGACUGAACCUUCCUUGCCAUCAGCAAAACAUCAACAUUUGAAUAAUGACUAUUUGUUUACUGCCUCCUAUAAGAAAAUCAUUAUUUUCCUUAUGCCUACUAACCUGGAGGCAUUGGGACAGGUGAAGGAAAGAUGUUACUAUCAGCCUUCCUUUCAUGGCAACAUAAAAAUAUUAAUACUUCAUUUCAGUAUCUGAAAGUGUCAGCGUUCCAUUCACAAGACCUCAGCCAUCUUCCACACUUCACAAAUUGUUAUGGCUGAAAAAAAUCUUUUAAAAAAGGUAGUGGAAUAAGUUAAAGCAUGGAGAGUCCUGGGAAUCUUUAGCUCAAGAUAAAAAUGUUCUGUCUUCUCAUCUAUAAUGGAAAGUGGUUUUUCUCAGUGAUUAAAAAUUUGUUAUACAAA